AUGCAGCAGUCGUCAAGACCGUUGACGCACCAGCGUCCCUCGCUCUCGGCAGCCUCCUCGUCACUGCCUGCCCGCCACACGCAUGCGAGAAACUCCUCCCACUCCCUUCUCACCGGAACCCUCAACCCGAACCACCGCGUCACCCGACGCAAGUCUGUCACCAACCAGACUGCCAACGUUGCCGCCCUUACCGCCGCCAUUGCCGACGGCGACCCUGCCACCGCGAUUCCCAUUGCCAACGCCAACGCUCGACGAAACACCAUGUCCAAGGCUGCCAAGAUGUCGAUUGCGGCCAGUCUCCCCUCUCCGCCGGCCAGCUUGCCGUUUCAGCGCUCCCUCGCCGAGUCCAAGUUGCACCAGGAGAGUGCCAUCGAUGACGAUUCCAUGUCGGGCGAUGAUGCCGAGGGCUCAGUUGACGGCAACCGCGCUCGUCGUGCCAGUGACGGCCAGCCCUUGACAAAGGACGGCAAGAAGAGCAACCGCGUCGAAGUUCGAUGUGAGACAUGCGGCAAAGGCUACAAGCAUAGCAGUUGCUUGACAAAGCACCUGUGGGAACACACUCCCGAGUGGUCCUUGACCUCGAAGCUGCUCAUCUCCAAGCAUCAGCAAGUCCAGCUUCUCGAGGCUGCUUCUGUUCUCCUGGCCAUGAAUGGCCCUAAUAAGGAGCCGGAAGCCGUGACUCCCCCCGACUCGGCAAAGGACUUUACCAGCGAGCCCGAAUCCGCCUCUCCGUCCGCGUCUGGUUACUCGGAGCACCAAGAGCGACAGAGCUCUGCCGACACGACCCCGCCUCCAUUUGGCGAGCCUCUUGGCUUCAACGGCUUGGCCUAUCGUGAGAAGCGUCUCAGUGGUGGCAGCGGCAUCGCCCAGAGCCUCCGAUCACCCUCAAUGGGCCCUGAGCACCUCUCCAGCAGCAUCCCGCAUGCCCAAUGGAGCGACGCCCGCCGACCCUCGCUGGGUCCCGCCGGUACUGGCAACGAAGACCGCGAUCUGGCUGCUGCUGUCGAGCUCUUGAGCUGCAGCUUUGGCAGCAAUGGAGGCCGCGAUGUCGUCGGCGUCCCGGCUGAUGCCCCGCCUGUGCCUCCCGUGCCCCAACAGUACCGCGAUCAGGCCCGAUCCUUCUCCACCGCUGGCUUUCUCAACAGCUUCCCCAGCCGCCAACCCGAAAGCUUCACCCGUGGCGAGUUCCGACGCGGCAGCCAAGACGUCAAGAUGGAGGACAGUGGCGAGUCGGCGGCCGACGACGACGAUCUCGAAACCCGCUCUCGUGCUCGCAGUGACGAGGAUGAUGACGGCGUCUUUGGCCGUAUGGAGGAGUAA
This is a messenger RNA of Akanthomyces muscarius, 1320 nucleotides long. RefSeq lists its product as uncharacterized. The coding region runs from base 1 to 1320 and encodes 439 amino acids. The transcript is spliced from 2 exons. Lineage: Eukaryota; Fungi; Ascomycota; Sordariomycetes; Hypocreales; Cordycipitaceae. The record is from RefSeq and is a predicted model, not a curated record.